UUAAAUGAUUGGGGAGUAAAAUAUUCCAAAUUGCGAACUAAAGAAGGUUAUAUGCUUGGUUCUUUAAUGUCGAAAGUAGUAGCUAAUGCACACGACAAUUCAUGUGUAAUGUAUGAACUUGAAACCAAUAUUGCUAGACCAAAAGAUCCAGAAAAGUAUGAAUUGCGAAAAUAUUUUGGUUGUGUACAAUUUUAUUUUUAUUACGUGUUUCAAGGAAAAUAUCAAUUACUUGCAUAUAUUCACAAUGUAAAAAAUGUGCGAAAAGGAUUAUAUAACUUAUAUAAUUUUGAAGAAUUUGGUGAGUAUGAGUUUGUAGAUGUAUCAACAAUACGAAGAUGU
Messenger RNA from Racocetra persica, 339 nucleotides. NCBI's taxonomy places the organism in Eukaryota, Fungi, Glomeromycota, Glomeromycetes, Diversisporales, Gigasporaceae. The record is from the annotation of a GenBank genome assembly.